Molecule: messenger RNA, 981 nt
Organism: Rosa chinensis
Lineage: Eukaryota; Viridiplantae; Streptophyta; Magnoliopsida; Rosales; Rosaceae
Product: pentatricopeptide repeat-containing protein At4g01400, mitochondrial
Exons: 1
Coding region: 64-948 (294 amino acids)
Molecular function (GO): protein binding
Source: RefSeq, a predicted model, not a curated record
GCUUUCUUAGCACGAAUUUAAUAAAUGAGCGGGUUCAUGCGGGUUUGCGGAUUACGGGUUUAAAUGCCAGGCCUACUCCAGAGUCCAAAAGCUCAUUGCUCCCCAAUCCGACCCUCUCCUCGCCAAAGAGAUCUUCGACUUCGCCGCCCGCCACCCCCAUUUCCGUCACUCCUACUCCUCAUACUUCACCCUCAUCCUCAAGCUCGCCCACUCCCACUACUUCUCUCUCGUCGACCACCUCCUCCUCCGCCUCAAGGCCCAAACCUACUGUGCAGGAAGGGGCAGGUGAACACUGCUGUAGAUUUUCUGGAGGAUAUGAUCAACAAAUGGUUUGUUCCGGAUUCGUUGAGUUAUACUAGCUUGUUGAAUAGCUUGUGUAGGAAGAAACAGCUGCGUGAGGCGUAUAAGCUUCUUCGUAGGAUGAAGGUGAGGGGGUGUAACCCUGACAUUGUGCAUUACAAUACUAUAAUAUUGGGGUUUUGUAGAGAAGGGAGGACAGUGGAUGCUUGUAAGGUUCUUGAGGAUAUGGCAUCCAAUGGGUGCUUGCCAAAUUUGGUGUCGUAUAGGACUUUGGUUAGUGGGUUGUCUGAUCAGGGGAUGCUUGAUGAGGCGAAGAACUAUAUGGAGACAAUGAUAUCAAAGGGGUUUUCUCCACAUUUUUCGGUAAUCCAUGCUUUGGUUAAGGGGUUCUGCAAUGUGGGUAGGGUCGAGGAAGCUGGUGGAGUUAUGGAGGAGAUACCAAGUCAUGGGGAGGUUCCGCACAGGGAGACUUGGUUGACAAUAGUUCCGGGUAUAUGCGAAGAGGUUGAGCUGGUGAGAAUGGAAGAAGUUCCGAAGGAAAUAAUGAAGGUAGAGAUCAAGCCUAGCACCAGAAUAGUGGAGGCAGCUUUUGGAUUGGAGAACUACUUGAUCAAAAAAAUGCAUGCUAGUAAAUCAAGGAGAGGUUGAAUGUUUCUUGGUAUGUGGUUCACUGGAUAAUUU